AUGCUGCUGCCAGGGUGGCUGUUGUUGGUGCUUCAUGCGUCAUUUACAUAUAGCAGGCCCCUUUCCGAGCGUUGCGUGACGGCCGUGUACACGGCAUAUGAUUAUGUUACGUUCACUACACCCGCUGAGGUAGCCCCAGGGCUCUGGGGAUCGCGCUGUCAAAACACGUACAAAGUUACAUCAAUCUAUGCCGCAGCGGACUUAUACUGUGAACCAUAUGAGCGAUCGGUGGGAUUUGCUCAGUUCCAAUCUUACUGCCAGCAGUUCGCGCAGGUUGACUUGAUUCCACGAGAAGCGCUAGCUGCCAAUCUAACUGAAGAUUCGAUUAGUCGGAUGAGGAUUGUUGACUUUGGAGAAGUUCCCCGGUCGGACCCAGCUGAUUACCCCGUUCUCUUGUCAGCAACGUUUUAUCGCCGCGUUUUCCGAACAAUAGAUACUUGGGAGUUUGAGGUCUGGACCCAUACUGUAUAUGGCCUCGCCGGAUAUUCGUUCUGGAUGUUCAUUUUGGCGAUUGGAAUCCUUCACCGGUUAAUCCAACAGAUACUGCAGUCGAAGGGUAUCCGUGUGAAUACCAGCCAGUUCGUGUUAUCAUGCGUGAUAUAUACGCCUUUGGCCGCAAUAUACCACUGGGUAGCGACCUAUGUUCUUAUCCCGAGUCCGCAGCCAUCGCGAGGUCGACGUCUGCUUUGGUGGACAUUCCCCACUCGUAUAGAAGCGAUCAUUGUUUUCCUCUUCUGGCUGCUCAGUAUAGUCCUGUCAUCUGUGAGCUAUCGGAUAUUUCCCGACAAUAUAUACUGGCCCAUGAUCUCCGCCCAACUUAUACGCUAUGCUGCAGACCGCACCGGUGUUCUUUCGUUCGCCAAUCUUCCUCUUAUUUGGCUCUUUGCGGGUCGCAAUAAUGUUUUUAUCUGGGCGACUGGAUGGAGCUUCUCCACGUUCAAUCUUUUCCACCGGCACAUUGCCUGGAUUGCGACUAUUCAGGCACUUGUCCAUACAGUGCUAUAUCUGGUACUGUUCAUCCAGAACGGAAAUGCCACGAAGAAACUUCGGAAACCGUAUCUCUUUUGGGGAACAGUAGCCAUGGUGGCAAUGUUUUUGCUGGCACCCUUUGCCAUUGAAUGGCUCCGAAGAAGAACAUAUGAGACAUUCCUCGUUCUGCACAUUCUUUUCUCCAUCGCAGCCUUAGUGGGUUGCUUUUACCACACCGUCAUCUUUGCAGACCACGAGUACUGGACAUGGUUAUGGCCUGCCGUAGCAUUUUGGGCCGCGGACCGACUUCUACGCAUGAUCCGUCUCGUAUAUUGUAAUCUCCACGUUCACACCAAUAUAGGUAAAAGCAUCCAGUACACGCGCAGCUCAGCAACCUACGACAACGCCUCCGAUGUAAUCCGAUUAGAGGUUAUUCCCGGAUCAGGGCGGCUUCAACCCACCCCAGGGCAAUACUACUACCUCUACCAACCGUUCCGGCUUACAGGAUGGGAAAACCAUCCAUUUACUCUGGGGUCAUGGUCAUACGAGACGAGACUUCCCACUAAAACGCAAACACCCCCCUUUACAAAGGAUGAUGAUAUCGUAGAUGUAACACAGAUCCCCUUACUCUCCGAUAGUUCGUCCGGCUCACGAACUCCACCGGAAGAUAUACCGUCAGUUGACCAGGCACAAAAAUUACGACUAAUUUUCUGGAUCCGGCCCUUCGACGGCUGGACGCGCCACCUCCGACAACAAUGCGUCCAAUCUCCCGGCCGGACAUUGGAUACAACGAUCCUAUUAGAAGGCCCAUACGGCGAACAGUUCCCCCUAUGGAAUUACGAGUCCGUUUUAUUAAUCGCCGGCGGAACAGGGAUUGCAGCAGCGGUACCGUACAUCCAAGAUCACCUGGCACGGUGCGCCGAUGAAGUGGAAAGCCCGACUCGUAUCCAAUAUAUCCACCUGGUCUGGAUGAGUCGGCAGGAGGCGUUCGUCCAAGACAUUGCCGCCCGAGAACUGAGUUCGGCCCUCGCUCGUGAUGAUUUCCGGGCUUCCUUCUAUGUGACCUCGUCCACGCCGGUGAGGGCGUCGGGCGAAUGCUCGGCGCUGCGCGAAGGACUCCCCGGGAAUGCUAUUGAGGUUGGUCGGGGGCGACCUGAUCUGCAGUCGCUUGUUUUGACGCAUGCGCACGAAGCUCAGCUCAGUAGUUGCUCGGCGGCGGUACUCGUGUGUGGACCGCCUGCGAUGGCUGACGAGGUUCGGGCUGCGGUAUAUCAAACCAUGCGGCAGGGGUAUCGGGGGUUGCGAUAUAUUGAGGAGUCUUUUAGUUGGUGA
Molecule: messenger RNA, 2301 nt
Organism: Aspergillus alliaceus
Lineage: Eukaryota; Fungi; Ascomycota; Eurotiomycetes; Eurotiales; Aspergillaceae
Product: ferric reductase family protein
Exons: 7
Coding region: 1-2301 (766 amino acids)
Biological process (GO): iron ion transport; copper ion import; intracellular iron ion homeostasis
Cellular component (GO): plasma membrane
Molecular function (GO): ferric-chelate reductase activity
Source: RefSeq, a predicted model, not a curated record